Messenger RNA from Lodderomyces pseudojiufengensis, 966 nucleotides. RefSeq lists its product as uncharacterized. The transcript has a single exon. Bases 1 to 966 code for a protein of 321 amino acids. NCBI's taxonomy places the organism in Eukaryota, Fungi, Ascomycota, Pichiomycetes, Serinales, Debaryomycetaceae. The record is from RefSeq and is a predicted model, not a curated record.
AUGCAUUUUCAUACAAAUCUCGAGAGAAGUCGACCUUACAAUCAUAAAUAUCGAUCAACAAUACUACUAUCACAAUUUAAAUCCAUUAUAAUAUUCAUCUUAAUAUUUCUACUACCAACAUUAACUUCAGCAAUAGGUUUAAAUAUUUCACCAAUUAAAAAUACAAAUUCCAAUCAAAAAAAAUUAUCAUCAUUAAAAAAUUUACAAAAUUGUUUAUCAUAUGAAACUGGACAAAAUGAUAUAAUAUUUUUAACAAUAAAUCCUAUAGAAAAUUUAAUAAGUCAAGAAUUAAAUUUAAAAAUUAUUGAUUCCAGAGGUAAUAUAUUAAGAAAUCAACAUAAUUUAUCAAAAUUUAAUAAAAUGUUAGAAUUAAUUAUAAAUCCAAAUAAUAAUGAAGUCACGUCAACAAUAGCAUCAGAAGAAAACAAUGGAGAAAUAGAUAUACGAUCUAACGCAGACACCACACAAAAGGAAAGAAAUUUUAUUCAUAUAUGUUUUGAUAAUUUAUAUAAUGAUUUAAGUUGGAGUUUUCAACCAAAAAAAUAUGAAAUUGAAAUUGAUAUAAAUAUAAAAAAUGAUAUAAAAUUAACAAAUUAUAAAAUUUUUAAAAAUUAUUUUUCAAAUUUUGAUAACAAUCACAUUAAUCAAGAAGAAAAUCAACAACAACAACAACCUCAAGAAGGAUCAAAUUCAGAAUUUUAUAAAAUUCAAUUAAAUGAAGAAUUAUUUGAUUCAAAAAUGUCAGAAAUUUCAAUAGAAUUAAAUAAUAUUCAAAAUAAAUUAAUUGAAAAUGAUGCCAUAUUACAAGAUUUAUUAAAUCAAGAAUUUAAAUUAAGAGACGUGAAUGAAGAAAUAUUUGGAAGUUAUAAUUUUAUAAGUAUAUUCUUGUGUUGUUUUAUUUUUGGUUGUGGAAUUUUACAAUUGAUUAUAUUUAAAUUUACUUUAAAAAAGAAAAAUAUAACUUAA